UUCGUUCUUCAGAAAGCUCCGAGAUGAACGGGGGAGCUCGGGAACGAGCAUUAUUAACAAGAUGAUGACUAGCGAGAACAAGACGACCACCAACGACCAGAAAGUCUCUGUAUCUGUACCUUCCGUUACAGAUCCAGGUCAUGCCACCGUCGAACUCGCUGCUUCGAGUGAUAGGGAUCAUAAGUAUUUAACCCAAGCUGUGGAAGAAGCAUACAUUGGAGUGGAGUGUGGUGAUGGCCGUCCUUUUGGAGCGGUUAUAGUUCACAAGAACGAAGUCCUUGUGAGCUGCCAUAAUAUGGUUUUGAGAUACAAAGACCCAACAGCACAUGCUGAAACCGUAGCUAUUAGAGAGGCAUGUAAGAAGCUGAACAGUACCAAGCUGUCGGAAUGCGAGAUGUACGCAUCAUGCGAGCCUUGUCCGAUGUGUUUUGGAGCCAUCCAUCUCUCAAGACUCAAGAGAUUGGUGUAUGGGGCGCAAGCAGAAGCAGCUGUAGCAAUCGGGUUCAAUAGCUGCGUAGCCAAUGGUGUGAAAGGCACUGAGCUCUUCUAUAAGUCUAAUCUAGAGAUCGUAAAACUGGAUGUGAGUAUCGCUGAGCAAGUGUUCCAGAAUACAAAGGGGAAGUUCAGUUUAUAGUAAUAAAUAAAUGCAUUUGUUGUAUCAAGUACACGUUGUAUCUCCAUUCUGUAAGUGUUUGUUUGUAUGUAUGUACCCCAAUAUUGUUGCGGCUGAGAGAACACCUCAUAUACAUUUUGGCUUCUCUUCUCUCAAUUGAUGAAUUUUAACCGA
Messenger RNA from Raphanus sativus (radish), 787 nucleotides. RefSeq names its product guanosine deaminase. NCBI's taxonomy places the organism in Eukaryota, Viridiplantae, Streptophyta, Magnoliopsida, Brassicales, Brassicaceae. The record is from RefSeq and is a predicted model, not a curated record. Gene Ontology annotation, molecular function: zinc ion binding; guanosine deaminase activity. Gene Ontology annotation, biological process: purine nucleoside catabolic process. The transcript is spliced from 5 exons. The coding region runs from base 62 to 634 and encodes 190 amino acids.